Messenger RNA from Dipodomys spectabilis (banner-tailed kangaroo rat), 510 nucleotides. Its product is annotated as keratin-associated protein 5-5-like. NCBI's taxonomy places the organism in Eukaryota, Metazoa, Chordata, Mammalia, Rodentia, Heteromyidae. The coding region runs from base 1 to 510 and encodes 169 amino acids. The record is from RefSeq and is a predicted model, not a curated record. The transcript is spliced from 2 exons.
AUGGAAGAUCACAUGCCCAGUGAAGAGAAGCUAGAUGCCUGCUCCUGCUCCUGCUCCAGCUGUGGCUCCUGCGGGGGCUGCAAAGGGGGCUGUGGCUCCUGCGGGAGCUGCAAGGGGGGCUGUGGCUCCUGCGGGGGCUGCAAGGGGAGCUGUGGCUCCUGUGGGGGCUGCAAGGGAGGCUGUGGCUCCUGCGGGGGCUGCAAGGGGGGCUGUGGCUCCUGUGGGGGCUGCAAGGGGGGCUGUGGUUCUUGUGGGGGCUGCAAAUCCAGCUGUUGCAAACCCUGCUGCUGUCAGUCCAGCUGUUGCAAACCCUGCUGCUGUCAGUCCAGCUGUUGCAAACCCUGCUGCUGCCCAUCAUGCUGUUGCAAACCCUGCUGCUGCCAGUCCAGCUGUUGCAAGCCCUGCUGCUGUGAGUCCUGCUGUUGCAAGCCCUGCUGCUGCCAGUCCAGCUGUUGCAAACCCUGCUGCUCCAGCUGCUGUGCCCCCGUGUGCUGCCAGUGCAAGGUCUGA